Messenger RNA from Gasterosteus aculeatus aculeatus (three-spined stickleback), 1587 nucleotides. Lineage: Eukaryota; Metazoa; Chordata; Actinopteri; Perciformes; Gasterosteidae. The record is from RefSeq and is a predicted model, not a curated record.
GCGUCUGUCUGUCUGUCUGUCUGUCUGCGUCGCUCUGAAAACGCAGAAGCAUAAAUCAAGCUUUAGGCUACGAACUAACUAAGUUAAUUAACGGUUACACUACGGUUGCAACAGCGUGGACAACGACAGAACCAGAACACAAUCAGUUACUCUCAUUUACUCACAUUUUUAAAGACACACUUUAAAAACCACGAGAGGAGUAUUCACUCCUAUAAAACAUGUUAAAACCUCUUAAACUUGGCGUAUUUUAAGCAUCUAACAAAAACUCCGAGAAGAGGAAACCGGAAGUGCAGAAAUGCCGAUUAGCCGUGCAGUGAAAUGUGCUAAUCGCUAAAUCACUGUUCCCACGCGGUGGCGACAGAAGCGAACUCUCAGAAAAUGUCUGUGUUGUGGACGGCGAGGGCUCUCUGCCUGGGUGCUGUGGCUCUGUCUCUCGUUGCGGAGCUGCUGGUCCGUCUCCUCCGUCGCCUCCGGCCCGCCGGGACCCUCAACGAGGUCCUCUUCUUUCCCUCGGAGGUGGUCUGUGUGCAGCACCUCUUCUCUUCCCUGCCAGCCUGUCCCUGCAUCUGCCCGUUGCGCCACGGCCCAGAGACUUCUCUGUCCCGUCUUCUCCGCCACGUCAUGUCCGCCUCCUCCUCUCUGGACUUGUGCAUCUUCGCCUUCUCCAACGCAAACCUGUGCCGCGCCGUGCUGGCGGUGCACGCUAAGGGGGUCACCGUCCGAGUCCUCACCGACAAGGACUACGCCGCCAUCACUGGCUCCCAGAUAGGGGUCCUCCGCAAGGCCGGGAUCUGCGCGCGGUGCGACUCCAGCUCCGUUCACAUGCAUCACAAGUUCGCGCUGGUGGACGGCCGGCUGCUGCUCACCGGCUCCCUCAACUGGACGCUGACGGGGGUGCAGAGCAACAUGGAGAACGUGCUGGUCACCGAGGAGCCGGACCUGGUGCGACCCUUCGUCGAGGAGUUCCACAGGUUGUGGGAACGGUGUGGCCGUGGGCCUCUGGUUAAGUGACCAAAAGUCUGACACCAGAUCCAGCGAUGGAGGUAGAAAGCAUGCGCGUUAAGUCUGGCAAGGCAUGCUGGGCCGCAACACAUGGGCAGAAUUUGAUCUUGACUUGUGAAGUCGAGCUUUGGACUCUUUCACUUCUCGGUUUAGAAGACUUAAAGUGGUUGUGUUGGUGUUUAAGAUGGUUCUAGUUUUAUGGCCGUUUUUAAAAUAUAUAUAUAUAUUGGAAGAGUUGCCUAAUUAACCAGAGUCUGCAGUUUCGAAAACAUGUUUGAUUUAUUGGCACAGGCCUAAGAUUAUUUUAGUCAAGUUAAUUUUUGUUAUAUAUACUGUUUUUAAUGAGAAAUUAUUCUAAUUCCUGUCAUAAUGUAAUAUAUAGUUACAUUUUCUCCCUUUGGAAGAAAGUAGAUUAUCUUUGGUACUUUGUAUUUGAGUUUAAUACCUUUUUUUUUUUUUUUUUUUAAUAAAAAAUACUAAACCAUCAGCUAGUGUAUGACUGUGUUUCACUGGCUGUGCAAACCAGUGCUCUGGGGGACCAGGUUUGGCCGAGCAUCAAUAAAAAAACCCUGUUCCACAAUCUAA